CCUGACGACCUUGGCUCGGGUCAUGCGAUCAAUUGCCUUCCGCCAAUCGCCUCUUCGCAACCAAGCCGAAGGGCUCUUCUUUUCUCUGUCCCUUCCGGGGCGAGAGACACCGAGACACACAAAGAGUUUUGUCUGUCAAUCUACUCGUCUGUCUUCCGGCCUGGAGGACCGGCGCACUCGCACAAAACACUCCAGUCCCCUUUACGUCCGGCCCGCUGGGCCCCGAAAGACAUCGCGCAGCCCGAGCCCCCCCCCUCUCUCUCUCUCUCUUUCUCUCUCUCUCUCUGGCCCACUCACAGCCGAACCGACCCUCAAGCGACUGGCCUACUUUUGAAAGACAACCUCGGCGAAUCGGCAAAAAAUGGCAUAAACGCCUGAAAGUUGGCUGGACCCUCCACGUGGCAUAG
Molecule: messenger RNA, 407 nt
Organism: Protopolystoma xenopodis
Lineage: Eukaryota; Metazoa; Platyhelminthes; Monogenea; Polystomatidea; Polystomatidae
Source: the annotation of a GenBank genome assembly